AUGCGUAGUUCUGCAAUUACUUCAAACGAAAAGCAACCAGAUGACACCGAUCAGAUGAAGAGAUUAGUUUCGGCGAAGUCGAUUAUUUGUGAGAUGAUAAAUUCGUUAGAGUCGAUUAGACUUCAAUUGAAAACCGAAAGGUUUUCAGCAGUUGAACAACCUUUAUCCCAAUCAAUUUCGUCGCUCAGAAAAUGUGAAUAUGUCAUUGAAGCGAUUCAAUUGAAAAAUACCAAAAUUGAUCAAAAUAGAAAGAAAAUCGUUGAGUGCGCUGUAUGCGAGAAACGUGUGUCAGAAGAUGAAACAAGUUGUCUUUUCAAAAAAACCAACAUUUUCCAAUCGUAUAUUCAACUUUUUGGGGCGAAAUUUGAAGAGAAAUCAAGAAACAGAACCAGAUUAUGGGUUUGUAUUUGUCAUUUGCCUACGAAAACACCGUUAGAACUCUGCGAAAAUCUAGGAGAAAUUCGAGACGAUGAAUUUACACUGUCCGAUUUUCAAAAACAUCCAACACCACUGAAUUUGAAUUAUAUUGAGCAUCGAAAUGCGCCAGCUGUUGAGCCACCCAAUAUCCAGCCGCCCAAUGUUCAACCAAAUGGAUUGAUUCGUGGACAUGAUGUUGGAGAAUGGCCAUUUUCUCAUGCUCAAUCAAAUGUUGAAGUCUGGAAUUCAACACAGGUUAAUUUUUGGGUGAAUUGGAGGUUUUCGAGAUUUUGGGGAAAUAAUUUCUCAAAUUUUUGAUUUAAAAAAUCUAGCAAUUUCCAAAUGUUCAAUUUGCUCCCCUGAAAAAUCCAAAUUUCCCCGUUUUCCCCUUUUAAUUUCAGUUCGAUGUUUUUCUCUCAAAGUCCUCAAUUUUGUUUCCAGAACCCAUCAGCUGUCGAGCCACCCAAUAUCCAGCCGCCCAAUGUUCAACCAAAUGGAUUGAUUCGUGGACAUGAUGUUGGAGAAUGGCCAUUUUCUCAUGCUCAAUCAAAUGUUGAAGUCUGGAAUUCAACACAGGUUAAUUUUUGGGUGAAUUGGAGGUUUUCGAGAUUUUGGGAAAAAUAUUGAAAAAGCGAAAAUUACUUGAAAAAAACAUUAAUAAAGCUCACAAUACUGAUUUUUGAGUGAAUUUUCACUAAAUUUUGAGAAACAGGGUUCUAGGUAGCGUAGAAAAUCAAGUUUCUGGAUUUCUAGGCCAUCUGAAACCCCGGAUAUUCGAAGUUAGAGAAAAUGACCUAGGAAAUUAGAUUUUUGGAUUUCUAAGCCACCUCGAACUUCAAGAUUUUGAGUUCAAUGUUUUUUUUCUAGAAUUCUAGAUGGCUUAGAAAUAUUUGUUGGUUUUCUUGACCAGCUCAAACUUGAAAAUCUUGUUGGCAAAAUUACCAAAUUUUUGCUCAAAACAAUGCUGGAACUUCCGAUUUUCCGAUUCAAGAAAAAACCUAGUGUUAAAUUUUCAAAAAACCGACAAACAGGCUUAUGCGCUCUACUAUAGAACCACCAUAUAAGACUCACGAUCAUCAGAAAAUCUUACAGUUGUCAUAAAGUAGGCAAACCGCUGAAAAAUGAACGUUUCGACGAACAAGGUCGGGCCAUAACACAUUGAAAAAAAUGGCAAGAAAAUUUCAUAGAUCUUUGAAUAAUAUACAAGUUUUCAGAACAAAACGGCGCCAAAACAACAGCAACAACUUGACGAACCACAGCGCCAACCACAUCGCCGACCACGCCAUCAAUAA
This is a messenger RNA of Caenorhabditis angaria, 1709 nucleotides long. NCBI's taxonomy places the organism in Eukaryota, Metazoa, Nematoda, Chromadorea, Rhabditida, Rhabditidae. The record is from the annotation of a GenBank genome assembly.